AUGUUAUCAUUACCAAGUGCAAAUACACCAAUAGUAUAUCAAAAUCCUUUAUCUAAAUUAGUUACUAGUCUUCCUUAUAUAGAUGAAGAUUUAGAUAAGAUAUAAAAAAAUUAAAUUGAAAGAAUGAUUCGAAAGGAAAUGGCUUAAAUGUCCCAAAAUGAUUAUUUGGAAAAUUUACCUGCUCCGAAAUCGACAUUGUUAUAAAGUUAAUUUAUUUAAGUAGAGUUUGAAAGGGUUACAAAUAAAAAAUUACUUGAACCGCCAAAAUAACGUAAUUUACCUUUAAUUAAUAUUAGUUCGGCUGAUAAUGAAGUUUUAAAGUCAUUUAUUGAAGAGGUGAAGAUAAUUUCUUAACAUAAUUGUAUGAAAUUAAUUAAUUUGGAAUUAUUUAAUAAAUUCGGAUAAGAUUAACAUAAAAUCUUUAUUGAAUAUUUAAAUAAUAGAAAAAAAAAUUUAGAAGAAGAGAAUUAAAAGCUAAUACAAGAAAAAGAAGAUAUUAAUGCUAAAAGGAAAUUUUAAUAAAGUUUGCUUUUGGAUAAAAUUAGCAAUUUAAAAUAUAAAAUAAAUUAUUUAAUUAAUACGAAUGAAUUUUUAGAGACUGAUUGUUAAAAAUUAGAAAACGAAAUAAUUUAGAUUAGAAGAAAAUAACUAAAAUUAAUAUGA
Messenger RNA from Ichthyophthirius multifiliis, 663 nucleotides. RefSeq lists its product as hypothetical. NCBI's taxonomy places the organism in Eukaryota, Ciliophora, Oligohymenophorea, Hymenostomatida. Gene Ontology annotation, biological process: mRNA processing. Gene Ontology annotation, cellular component: Prp19 complex; catalytic step 2 spliceosome; precatalytic spliceosome. The transcript has a single exon. The record is from RefSeq and is a predicted model, not a curated record.